Messenger RNA from Odobenus rosmarus divergens (Pacific walrus), 249 nucleotides. Its product is annotated as 40S ribosomal protein S27-like. The transcript is spliced from 2 exons. The annotation marks the transcript as partial. Lineage: Eukaryota; Metazoa; Chordata; Mammalia; Carnivora; Odobenidae. Gene Ontology annotation, biological process: translation; ribosomal small subunit assembly. Gene Ontology annotation, molecular function: structural constituent of ribosome; RNA binding. The record is from RefSeq and is a predicted model, not a curated record. Gene Ontology annotation, cellular component: ribosome; cytosolic small ribosomal subunit.
CCUUUGGCUCAGGACCUCCUCCACCCAUCCCCGGAGGAGGAAAAGAGUAAGCACAAGAAGUGCCUGAUGCAGAGCCCCAACUCCUACUUCAUGGAUGUGAAGUGUCCAGGAUGCUACAAAAUCACCACCAUCUUUAGCCAUGCACAAACAGUAGUUUUGUGUUUUGGCUUCUCCACUGUCCUUUGCCAGUGUAUAGGAGGAAAAGCAAGGCUUACAGAAGGAUGCUCCUUCAGAUGGAAGCAAAACUAA